UAAAAAAUAUGAAAAUUCAUAAAGAUAUCAAUGUCAAAAACCAUUAUCAUCUAAUUCAAAAACUAAAUCAUUAGUUCCAUUUUAAUCGUAAUUAAAACUUUCCUUCGAGAUUUUGGGCAAUGGAACGACGAACCAACUACACUCGUCUAAGAUCCACAGUAAUCCAGAAACUACCCGAAGGUGUUUUCGACGAUAAACCGUUGAUUCACGUUGAAAAUGCAGGACCGAACGACUACGAAAAACACGAAUCCGCCCAUUCCAAACGCCGUUAUCUGCGGGAAUGUUCUCAAAACCUAUACAAAGAGUUAGUAACCACUACUGAGGUUAUACUUGACAGUUUAAAAUCGGUAAAGAGGGAAGACAAUCCAAGUACAUACGACAGCAAAUCCAACGGCUUCAUUAGCAAACUGCGCAAGAAAUCCAAACUAAAAAAAUGCAUAUCGUACGAAGAAAUAUGCCCGUUUUACGAAACAGUCCUGGACGAAACGAGCCAGCCCAAAAUUAAAAAGCGACCUAUAAAUAAAACUGCCGAUGGUAAAUUCGACAAUUCCUUCUUGCGCACCGAAAUGAAGAUGUGUGACGAAAAGGUGUUCAAACAGAAAACGCGGUCCUACCUGGAGAAUCUCAAAAAAAAUGGAAUCACAGAUCUUAGAUACGAAUAGUAUAGAUUCUGAAUAAUGUACGGCAAAUCAUCGGUAUCACAACGAAACGUAUAUACAUAGAAAUUGGGGCGAAAUUCAAUAACUAUUGUGGAUAAAUAUUAAAUUCGUUUUGUGAAAUGUAGAAGUAACAAUUAAAAUGUGAAUUGAUUUUGUUAUUUUACGAAUUAGAGUUUAAUUGAUUUCAAUUCAAAAUUAACAAAAAAUUAACAUUGUAAUUAAAUAAGUUAAUUGAAAAC
Molecule: messenger RNA, 898 nt
Organism: Phyllotreta striolata
Lineage: Eukaryota; Metazoa; Arthropoda; Insecta; Coleoptera; Chrysomelidae
Source: the annotation of a GenBank genome assembly